GCUCCGCCCAUAUUACGGUGGGCCUGUUCUGCACUUGGAGGCUGGAGCUGGCGGGUCCAGGACAGGAAAGAAGGUGGUGGAAUAAAGAUACCAUCAAGAUCUAGACUCUGUAUGAAGUCUUUCAUUACUGAUUCAAGGUUCACACUCACAGUCUACAUGCUCUGAAAAGCUAGAAACCCAAAUUAACCUGAAGUUGGCCCAGUCACAGCUCAGACUCUGUGGACCCUAUCUUCUUGAGAAGUUGAUAUGACUUAGUUGGUAGAUGGCUUAUCUAAUACACCUGAAGCCCUGGGUUUGAUCAUCAGAACCACAUUAACCAGAAGACCUGUCUGAAAUGUGGUGGUUUCAGCAAGGCCUCAGUUUCCUUCCAUCGGUCCUUGUAAUUUGGACAUUUGCUACCUUCAUAUUCUCAUAUAUCACUGCAAUAACACUCCACCAUGUUGACCCUGCAUUGCCUUAUAUCAGUGACACCGGGACAAUACCUCCUGAAAGAUGCCUCUUUGGAGUAAUGCUAAAUAUUGCUGCAGUUUUAGGCAUUGCUACCAUCUAUGUUCGUUACAAGCAAGUUCAUGCACUGAACCCUGAAGAGAACCUUAUCAUCAAAUUAAACAAGGCUGGCCUUGUACUUGGGAUACUGAGUUGUUUAGGACUUUCUCUCGUGGCAAAUUUCCAGAAAUCAACACUAUUUAUUGUACAUGUAUGUGGAGCUGUCCUUGCCUUUAGUAUGGGCUCAUUUUACAUGUUUGUUCAGACCAUCCUUUCCUACCAAAUGCAGCCCAAAAUUCACAGCAAACAAGUCUUCUGGGUCCGACUGCUAUUGGUUAUCUGGUGUGGAGUAAGUGCACUUAGCAUGAUGACUUGCUCAUCAAUUUUGUACAGUAGUGAUUUUGGUCCUGAUAUAGUACAGAAACUACACUGGAACCCAGAAGACAAAGGUUAUGUGCUUCACAUGGUCACUACUGCAGCAGAAUGGUCUAUGUCAUUUUCCUUCUUUGGAUUUUUCCUGACUUAUAUUCGUGAUUUUCAGAAAAUUACUUUACGGGUGGAAGCCAAUUUACAUGGAUUAACCCUCUAUGACACUGUUCCUUGCCCUGUUACCAAUGAAAGAACACCACUGCUUUCCAGAGACUUUCAAUGAAUGGAUAAAAAUCUUCUGUGAUGAUUGUGAUUCUCAGGGACUGAGAAAAGAUGCACAAUAGUUGCUUGUUAUACUGUGAAAAUUUGAACCAAUCAAGGCUGACAGUAACAUUAAUAAAAGAUAAUAUCAGGAGAAAUGUAAUAAGCCAUCUGAUAAGUUUUCUUAAAGAAUGAUGUUAAGACUAUCUAAAAACAUUAUGUCUAGACUUUUUUAUAAUCCAGAAAAUAAAACCAAAGGAUAAUACUA
This is a messenger RNA of Arvicanthis niloticus (Nile rat), 1384 nucleotides long. It is a transcript of the gene Dram2, whose product is annotated as DNA damage regulated autophagy modulator 2. Gene Ontology annotation, biological process: regulation of autophagy; photoreceptor cell maintenance. The record is from RefSeq and is a predicted model, not a curated record. Gene Ontology annotation, cellular component: lysosome. NCBI's taxonomy places the organism in Eukaryota, Metazoa, Chordata, Mammalia, Rodentia, Muridae.